GUUGUGGGCAGCAGCUUGUUAUUAGCCGGUUAGCUAACUAUUGAAGUGUACGCUCUUCUUUAUUUCCCAAACUUAACAUUUUUACUUUUUCUAACCCGGAGAGAUGGAUGUUGGAGAGCUCCUGAGCUAUCAGCCUGAUAGAGGAGCAAAGCGUCUAAGAGAGGAGGAUGGAGGAGCAGCUGGUGGAGAGGAGGACUCCAGAGGAGGGAAGCACCAGAAGGGUAUGAGUGUCAGGGAGUUGAGCAGACUCAGAGAAGCAGGAAUAGGAGUGGAAGGAGGGAUGGAGAUGAGGGAGACCGAUGACCUGGGUGGGGAUAAGAAGAAGAUCCUGGAGAAGCUGAUGGACCAGGAUGAAGAAGAACCUGAGGCUGAGCCAGUGGAUGAGAGUUCAGUGAAGAAAAUGAUUCUGACCUUUGAGAAAAGAUCAUACAAAAAUCAGGAGCUUAGGAUAAAGUUUCCGGACAACCCAGAAAAGUUCAUGGAGUCGGAGCUGGAUCUGAAUGACAUCAUCCAGGAGAUGCAUGUGAUUGCCACAAUGCCAGACCUCUACCACUUACUGGUGGAGCUCAAUGCUGUGCACUCACUGCUGGGCCUCCUCAGUCAUGAAAACACUGAUGUUGCCAUAGCAGUGGUGGAUCUGCUACAGGAGCUGACAGAUAUCGACACGCUCCACGAGAGCGAGGAGGGCGCUGAGGUGCUCAUAGAUGCUCUGUUGGAGGUUCAGGUGGUAGCCUUGCUGGUGCAAAAUAUGGAGCGGCUGGAUGAACAGGUUAAAGAGGAGGCUGACGGCAUCUAUAACACACUGGCUAUCAUAGAAAAUAUGGCAGAGUUCAGACCAGGCCUCUGCACAGAGGCAGCUCAGCAGGGACUAAUGCAGUGGCUGCUCAAGAGAAUCAAGGCCAAGAUGCCGUUUGAUGCUAACAAGCUGUACUGCAGUGAAAUCCUGGCUAUCUUGCUGCAAAACAAUGACAAUACCAGAGAACUACUGGGAGAGAUGGAUGGCAUUGAUGUGUUACUGCAGCAGCUCUCUGUGUUUAAACGCCAUAACCCGUCCACAGCUGAGGAGCAGGAGAUGAUGGAGAACCUCUUCGACGCGCUGUGUUCCUGCCUCAUGCUGCCAGCCAAUCGGGACCGCUUCCUCAGAGGGGAAGGACUUCAGCUGAUGAAUCUCAUGCUUAGAGAAAAGAAACUUUCUCGAACCAGUGCCAUGAAGGUCCUGGACCAUGGGAUGAUUGGACCGGAGGGAGCGGAUAACUGCCAUAAAUUUGUGGACAUUCUGGGCUUGCGAACCAUCUUUCCACUUUUCAUGAAAACUCCCAAGAAGAUGAAAAAAACCGGAGCUUCAGAGAAAGAGCAUGAAGAGCACGUCUGCUCCAUCAUCGCCUCCAUGCUGAGAAAUCUCAAGUCCCAACAGAGAAGCAGACUCCUCAAUAAGUUCACAGAGAACGACUGUGAGAAGGUUGAUCGACUGAUGGAGUUGCAUUUUAAGUACCUGGAGGCUGUUCAACAGGCUGACAAGAGGAUCGAAGGAGAGAAACAUGAGAUGGUUCGCCGUGGGGAGAUCCUGGAUGACAGCAUGGAGGACGAGUUCUACCUUCGCCGCCUAGACGCCGGACUGUUCGUCCUUCAGCUGAUCUGCUACAUAAUGGUGGAGAUCAGCAACUCAGGGAUACCACAGCUGCAGCAGAGGGUCCACCAGAUUCUCAACCUAAGAGGGGGCUCUGUCAAAGUAGUGCGCCACAUCAUGAGAGAGUACGCGGAGAGCAUCGGGGAUGGGAAGAGUGAUGAGUUCAAAGAGGCUGAGCGGAAGAGGAUCAUGGACCUUGUAGACAGUUUCUAAUAUCUUUUCACAUACACACACACACACACACACACGCACACACGCAAACAAUAUGUUCUUACACAUGAGAACAUUCAAACCCCAUAGUUCUGAUUCGGAACGGUUAGGGACCAUGAUCUUAACUCAGUCUAAGAACUCAGUG
Molecule: messenger RNA, 1982 nt
Organism: Scomber japonicus (chub mackerel)
Lineage: Eukaryota; Metazoa; Chordata; Actinopteri; Scombriformes; Scombridae
Gene: ctnnbl1
Product: catenin, beta like 1
Exons: 16
Coding region: 104-1840 (578 amino acids)
Cellular component (GO): spliceosomal complex
Source: RefSeq, a predicted model, not a curated record